Molecule: messenger RNA, 2591 nt
Organism: Propithecus coquereli (Coquerel's sifaka)
Lineage: Eukaryota; Metazoa; Chordata; Mammalia; Primates; Indriidae
Gene: HPS6
Product: Hermansky-Pudlak syndrome 6
Exons: 1
Coding region: 35-2362 (775 amino acids)
Biological process (GO): lysosome localization; protein localization to membrane; organelle organization
Cellular component (GO): BLOC-2 complex; lysosomal membrane
Source: RefSeq, a predicted model, not a curated record
UCCGGCCUGGGUGUGCUCCGGAGGGGGUGGCACCAUGAAGCGUGCGGGGACUCUGCGUCUGCUCUCGGACCUGAGCAACUUCAGCGGCGCGGCCCGGCUCCGGGAGUUGCUGGCCGGGGACCCAGCGGUCCGAGUCCGCUGCAGCGCGGACGGCCGCCACCUGCUGCUGCUGCGACCCCCCGGGGCGCCGGCCCCGCAGCUGCUGGUCGCGGUGCGUGGACCCGGCUCGGAACUGGAGCGUUCCUGGCCGACCGGCCAGCCCUCACCACUAGACGCCUUCUUCCUGCCGUGGCCGGCGCGACCUGCGCUGGUCCUGGUGUGGGAGAGUGGCCUAGCCGAGGUGUGGGGCGCGGGGGUGGGGCCUAGCUGGCGGCUACUGCAGAGCACCGAGCUGUGUCCGGGCGGUGGAGCCCGCGUGGUGGCCGUGGCGGUGCCCCGAGGCCGCCUGGUGUGGUGCGAGGAGCGUCGGAUCGGUACUGAGGGCCGGCUUGGUCCACCUGCAGCCGCUUUCAGCCACUGCGUGUGCCUCCGCACCCUGGAGCCCAGCGGGGAGGCCAGCACCAAUUUGGGCCGCACACAUGUCCUGCUACACCACUGCCCCCGUUUUGGGCUGCUGGCCUUCCGCAAAGACCUGUUCCUGGUGCCCACUGCCACCACCUGGCCUGGUGUGGCCCACAUUCUGCUCAUCUGGAGCCUAGGCAAGGGCAAAGUGAUGGUGGCUGCCCCAUGUCUUGGCCUCUCCCACAGUAAGAGCCUGAAUCCAGGACGAGGGGACACAUGGGACUUCCGGACCCUGCUACGAAGCCUUCCUGGGUUAUUGUCCCCCAGGGAGCCAUUGGCUGUACAUACCUGGGCCCCAACUCCCCAGGGCCUGCUGUUGCUUGACUUCAAGGGCACUGUGCACCUAGUGCAGUCCCACGGUGGUACCCGGACUGUGGGCACUCUGCAGGAGGCCCCUGUAGGCCUUCAGGGAUCUGCAGCCCUGGGAACAUUUCACGGCACUCUGGCUUGUGUGCUGGGCUCUACCUUGGAACUGCUGGACAUGGGCAGUGGGCAGCUGCUGGAGAGGAAGGUCCUAAGUACAGACAGAGUACAUAUGCUGGAACCCCCAGGCCCUGGCAUGGAGGAUGAGUCAGAGCUGGACACCCGAGGGGGUCUUCGUUUGCUUUCAGCCUUGGGUCUGUUUUGUGUGGGCUGGGAAGCCCCCCAGGGUGUAGAGCUGCCUUCAGCCAAGGACCUCGUGUUUGAGGAGGCCUGCGGGUACUACCAGCAGCGGAGCCUGCGGGGUGCCAAGCUCACCCCAGAGGAACUGAGACACAAUAGCACAUUCCGGGCACCUCAAGCUCUAGCCUCCAUCCUCCAGGGCCACUUGCCCCCAUCUACACUGUUGACCACAUUGAGGGCUGAGCUUCGGGAUUAUCGAGGCUUAGAGCAGCUCAAGGCUCAGCUGGUGGCUGGGGAUGAUGAGGAGGCUGGCUGGACUGAGCUGGCAGAGCAGGAAGUGGCUCGCCUGCUGAGGACCGAGUUGAUAGGAGACCGUCUGGCCCAACUCAACACUGUUUUCCAAGCCCUUCCUACAGCAGCCUGGGCUGCCACCCUUAGGACCCUGCAGCUCCAGCCAGAUGGGAAUGGCAAGCUAAGGUCUCAAGCUCCACCAGAUGUAUGGAAGAAGGUGCUAUGGAGUACAACACCUGGAAAUGAACCCCCUAAUGGGAUACUGCCCCCCUUUGAACUCCUGUGCCAAUGCCUCUGCCGGUUGGAGCCUCGAUGGCUGCCACCCUUUGUGGAGCUGGCACAGCAGCAGGGUGGGCCGGGCUGGGGGGCAGGGAGCCCGGGGUUGCCCCUGUAUCGCCGUGCCCUGGCAGUGCUAGGUGAGGAGGGGGCCAGGCCUGAGGCACUGGAGCUAGAGCUGCUCUUGGGCAGUGGGAGACCUAAAGCUGUGCUUCAAGCUGUAGGGCAGUUGGUGCAAAAGGAACAGUGGGAGCGGGCUCUGGAUGCUGGCCUGGCCCUCGGCCCUUCCAGCCCUCUGCUUAGGAGUGAGAUCUUCAAACUGCUGCUGGCCGAGUUUGCCCAACACCGCCAGCUUGAUGCUCACCUCCCACUCCUUGGCCUCCUGUGCCCACCAGAACUGGCUCCAGCUGAGAUCCUGCUUCUACUGCGGACAUACCUUCCAGAUGAGGUGGGGCCCCCCACCCCAUUUCCUGAGCCUGGGGCAGAGGCUCCUCUCACUGUGGGCUUGCUCAGAACCCUGCUGGAGCAGACUGGGGCUCAAGGACGGCCCUCAGGCCCAGUUCUAAGUCUAUAUGAGGACAUCCUAUGGGACCCGGGCACUCCACCACCUGCUCCACCUCGGGACUUAUGACUACCCUCCAGGCAUCAGACCACUGAGGCCUAGAGGCUUGGGCACCAUCUGGACAAGGCCUCUGUGUGAUUGACAUAGGAAAUCAUUUCUGGGACACACUGAUCAGGGAAGGGUGCCUAGGAGUUGGAGGGGGCCGUGGUAGAAACUGUAUAUGCAAUCUCUUCUGUCUUCUGAAGCAAUUUUUAAGAUAUAUAUGUAUGCGUUAAAUAUAUACACAAUUUAAUAUAUA